Sebastes umbrosus (honeycomb rockfish) is the source of this 767-nucleotide messenger RNA. RefSeq names its product sodium/glucose cotransporter 4-like. Gene Ontology annotation, biological process: transmembrane transport. The transcript has 5 exons. NCBI's taxonomy places the organism in Eukaryota, Metazoa, Chordata, Actinopteri, Perciformes, Sebastidae. Gene Ontology annotation, molecular function: D-glucose:sodium symporter activity. Gene Ontology annotation, cellular component: plasma membrane. Bases 18 to 767 code for a protein of 249 amino acids. The record is from RefSeq and is a predicted model, not a curated record.
GCCUUGUUGAUGGUUAUAUGUCAGCUGUUCCCUCGGUGACGGUCGCCAACACCACCUGCCACCUGCCUCGUAGUGACGCCUUCCACAUGCUCAGAGACCCCGUGUCGGGGGACUUACCCUGGCCAGGUCUGCUGUUUGGGCUCAACGUACUGUCUACGUGGGUCUGGUGCACGGAUCAGAUUAUAGUCCAGAGGUCUCUGUCAGCCAAGUCUUUGUCUCAUGCCAAAGGAGGCAGCGUGUUGGGAAGCUACCUCAAACUGCUGCCCAUGUUCUUUGUCGUCAUGCCAGGCAUGAUCAGCCGAUCACUGUUCCCAGAUGAGGUGGGCUGUGUGGAUCCAGCAGUGUGUCAGAGUGUGUGUGGAGCUUCAGUCGGUUGCUCCAACAUCGCCUACCCUAAACUAGUGGUGGAGCUGAUGCCUGCGGGUCUUCGUGGUCUGAUGCUAGCGGUGAUGUUAGCUGCUCUGAUGUCAUCGCUGACCUCCAUCUUUAACAGCAGCUCCACUCUGUUUACACUGGACCUCUACCACAGAGCCAGACCUGACGCCUCGGAGAGGGAACUCAUGAUAGUCGGAAGGUGUGUGGCUAGCUGGCGACCUGCCAGCUCUCCCCCUAUCCCGACCCCGUCGGUGUUCAGACCCUCCAACCCUGUGCCCAAACUGUGGUCCCACCGGAAGAUUCGACUUGUCGAUUCUCCGUGGGGGUUCUGGCCUGUACCGUGGUCCAAUUUUGGUGUUCUUCCACCCCGAUUGGUUGAACCAGAAGCCUAG